CUAGCGGUGUGCUCCCAUUUAGCCGUAUGUCUAUUGGGGCGGAGUGUGCGCGGUCCACGCCGAUAUAAGGACACCCAGAUCUCCUGGUCCGGUUUGUCGUGUGUGUGCUCUCCCGAGGGCGACGUUGGAGCAGCGGGGACAGCUGCUGACCGACAGUCUCGCCACUGGCGGCGGAGACCGCGUGCCAGCCGGCCCAUGACUGGCUGGGGAGCUCGUGCUGGCAGCACCGACUGACGCGUCAAGGACUUGGCCAAGAGAGCGCAGCACUCCGAGCGUCGACAGACGUUGGAGCGCAAGCCGUCCGUCUCUGCUAUCAACAGAUAUGAGGACUCUCGGCUGGCUGCUGCUGCUAGCCGUGAGCAUGGGUCCGCGGGCUGCCGGCGAUGAAGCGGAAUCGUUCAGCGAGGAGCAGUUUUCCCGCCAGCUUAUCGAGCUGACCAGUGGAGAAGGCUUCAUCAACAGAGUCUUCAACCGCGUGUCGACGUCGCUGUCCGAGUUCUUCAGCCCAGGAAGCACGGUGGACAGACAGGGCGUUGGCGCGCUUCUGCUUCCGAUCGUGGCUGUGGCGAUUGCUGCCGCUGUCGGCGUGGCCGUGGCGGUUGCCGUGGCCAACUACGUGACCGACGUGAUCGCCUCGGGGCGCGGCCUGACCGCCGACGACUGGGAGAUCAGCCACACAUCCUGGCUGCGAGCAGCUACAGCGCGACCUCGAGUACUCGUGGGACUCGGUCUGAUGGAGAGGACUCCGCGGCUCCGUCUGAUGGAGGUGACUCCGUGACUCCGUCUGUUGGAGGGUGCGCCGAGACUCCGUCUGACGGAGGGGAUUCAUGGGUCCAUUUGAUGGGGAGGACUCGGCGACUCCGUCUGAUGGAGGGAAUUCAACAACUCCAUCUGUCUGAUGGAGAGGACUCGAGGCCCAGUCUGACGGAGGGACUCGGCGAACUCCGCCUGGUGAAUGGGACUCCGCGGCUCCGUCCGAUGAAGAGAACUCUGAGUCUCCGUAUGACGGAGAGGAUUCCUCGACUCCAUCUGAUGGGGAGGACUCCUCGACUCCAUCUGAUGGGGAGGACUCCGCAACUCCAUCUGAUGGGAAGGAUUCGCUGCACGCCGUCUGGCGGCGAGGAUGCAACUUUACGACGUGAGAGCCCAGGCGACAGUGCCAACUUUACGACGUGAGAGCCCAGGCGACAGUGCCAACUUUACGACGUGAGAGCCCAGGCGACAGUGCCAACUUUACGACGUGAGAGCCCAGGCGACAGUGCCAACUUUACGACGUGUGAGCCCAGGCAACAGUGCCAAACGAAUCCUAGGACUCCGCGAACUUGACGUUGAAAUGCUGGCAAACGCUGGACCGACGUUUAAAUGCUGGCAAACCGAGCAUGUCUUAUGAGAUGGCUGGGUGAAUACUUCCAGGAGAUUUGGCUCUGCGAUGAAUGAGGAGAACGCUGGAAGGCACUGCGUUUGUUCAAACGUAGCAGAAUGCUUCCCAACGCUCAGGAAAAGACACGGCAUGUUCAGGCAUGGUAUUACGUUAUAACGAUUGUUACGAUUGUGAUUGUUACGAACGAUGUUGCGAUUUAACGUUUUGGGUUGGUAGUACGGCGCUGCAAACACCUCUUCCAGCUCUAACGAGCCUUUCGCUUACUGCCAACUUGCAUCUACCAGGCCAGACAAUCAGCGGCAUCAUGAACACAUCCUCAGGUACUUGCCACGUGCUAGAGCGGGGAGAGUGUGAACGCAAAUAUAUGAGUAAUAUAACCCCAGUGAUGGACCACCAAA
Pollicipes pollicipes is the source of this 1779-nucleotide messenger RNA. RefSeq lists its product as uncharacterized. The transcript is spliced from 4 exons. The record is from RefSeq and is a predicted model, not a curated record. Lineage: Eukaryota; Metazoa; Arthropoda; Thecostraca; Pollicipedomorpha; Pollicipedidae. The coding region runs from base 323 to 778 and encodes 151 amino acids.